AUGCAUACCGACUCUGUAUCCCAGCCAGAGAUUAUCAAAGUCGAACACCCCGUUCGUGGCGAUGAUACGCGCGCGUGGGGCCCGCCCUUCGCACCUUACAAUGACGGUCGAAAGGGUGAUGGCGAAAGCGCAUAUUACCUCUCCGUAGGAACCCCCAGGCGCCUUAUGCCGUAUGCACUUAUAUUGACAAUAUUCAAGGUCAAUCGCAAUAAGAAGUCACUCGGCCUAUCCUUUGCCCACCCAGAAGGCGUCGAGAUCUUGCACCAACUUGCCCGCGACUGCGACGUUCUGGUCGAAAACUACCUCCCUAACUCCCUCAAGAAAUACAACCUGGACUACGAAUCGAUACGCAAGAUAAACCCACGUCUCAUCUAUACAAGUAUUACAGGCUAUGGACAAACAGGCCCUUAUAGCAAUCGGCCUGGAUUUGACGUGAUGGUGGAGGCUGAGUUCGGACUCAUGCAUUUGACUGGUACGCGCGAUGGUCCGCCGGUCAAGGUUGGCGUUGCGGUAACUGAUUUGACAACGGGACUAUACGCGUGCAACUCGAUUAUGGCGGCGUUGUUGGCGCGUGCAAACACCGGAGAGGGUCAGCAUCUUGAUGUUUGUCUGAGUGAUUGUCAGGUCGCGACACUCGCGAAUAUGGGAGAGUCGGUGUUGAUUAGUGGGAAGAAGGACUCUGGGAGGUGGGGGACUGCUCAUCCUUCUGUUGUACCCUACCAGGGGUUUAAAACUGCGGAUGGAGAUAUCUUCGUUGGCGGUGCUAAUGAUCGUCUAUUUGGGAUUCUGUGUGAUAAGGUCGGCAAGCCAGAGUGGAAGACUGAUCCCCGCUUCGUGACCAACAAUGAACGCGUCAAUAAUCGAGCCGUGUUAGAGCCUUUGAUUGAAGCUGAACUGGUCAAGCGCACGACGAAGCGGUGGCAGGAGAUCUUCGAGGGAAGUGGGCUGCCAUAUGCCGCCGUGAAUGAUAUCCAAGGAACUAUGAACCAUGAGCAUGUGCAGGCUCGUGGUAUGGUCCAGACUAUUGAUCACCCGGCUUGUGGUCCGAUCAAGGUAAUUAGUCCACCGGUGAAGUAUUCAAAUGCGGAUCCCAGCAUCCGUAGCCCGCCUCCUUUGCUCGGGGAACACACGGAUGAGGUACUUUGCAACAUUGGUAUGACUACUGAGCAGGUUGAGGAGCUGCGAGGCAAGGGUGUUGUUGCAUAA
Penicillium maclennaniae is the source of this 1206-nucleotide messenger RNA. Its product is annotated as CaiB/BaiF CoA transferase family protein. Lineage: Eukaryota; Fungi; Ascomycota; Eurotiomycetes; Eurotiales; Aspergillaceae. Gene Ontology annotation, molecular function: catalytic activity. The coding region runs from base 1 to 1206 and encodes 401 amino acids. The record is from RefSeq and is a predicted model, not a curated record. The transcript is spliced from 3 exons.